GAUUUUUAAGAUGAAUCACAGAACUUCACGUAUAAUCUAUUUGAGAUUUUUGAUCUUUUUUGGUUAACUUUUGUUCAGUCAACACUAGCAAUGGAAACAAGUGAUGAACAUUGUUGAAAUUUGACGCUCGUUUUGUGCGCGCCAUUUGCAUAUCAAUAUCGAAGCUUUGAGCUUUCUGCAAGACUUUUUUUUCUGAUGAAAGCAUUCCUUGUUUGGUGUUUUUCAACUGUUCAUCUCAUUUAUAAGUUAGUUCGCAUAAAUACUGGUUGUUAUUUGUUUGUUUCGACUAUGUUUUGCAUUUUCUUUUCUGAGCAAUUGACGAGCAGUUCAUACCUUAAUGCUUUGGGUUAAACAGGCAGAUUACUCUUAACAACUUUAUUUUACUUUUUUUAUUACAGGUUUCUUUCCAUGAUUAAUCAUGGAUAAUUAUAUGGAAUUGACCGACACCCUUCAGAUGCUUCCUCCUCCACCGGGGAGUUUCAUUGAUCGUGAAGAACUCAUUCAACAUGUUGGGGAGUUUGCAUUAUCCCAAGGAUAUGUUGUCACUAUCAAACAGUCAAAGAAGGAUAAAGUGGUUGUACUUGGUUGUGACAGAGGAGGUGUUUACCGAAACCGACGUAAGCCUGUGGAUGAGUCUUCUGGUGAGCAAUCUAGGAAAAGGAAAACUCAUUCACGCCUUACAAAUUGUCCCUUCGAACUUGUGGGUAAGAAAGAAGAUGGCUUGUGGGUGCUAACUGUUAAAAAUGGUUCGCAUAAUCAUGAAGCCUUGAAGGACAUAUCUGAGCAUCCCUCUGCUCGCCGAUUUACAGAGAAAGAAGUUUUGUUAAUUAAAGAGAUGACAGAAGCUGGUCUGAAGCCACGCCAAAUUUUGAAGAGACUAAGGCAAAGUAAUCCUGAGCUCUCAACUACAUCAAAGCACGUCUACAAUGUCAAAGCCAAGCUCCGACAGGGAAAUGUUACAGUAAGGAGAUUAAAAACUUUGAGACCUCAACCAGGCGAGGGUGAUUCUCAUCCUUUAACAGCCACUGAACCAUCAUGGAGGAAGCGAUAUCCUCCAAGGGUGCCCAAUCUCAUUGGUGGCAGGUUUGUUGACUCUCAGUCAUCAAUAUCUAUUGACGUCAUGAAUCCUGCAACACAACAAGUUGUCUCACAAGUCCCUUUCACAACCAGUGAAGAAUUUAAGGCUGCUGUAUUUGCUGCAAAAAGAGCUUUUCCCAUGUGGCGGAACACACCUAUUACAACACGCCAACGGAUAAUGUUUAAGCUCCAAGAACUUAUUCGAAGGGAUGUGGAAAAGCUUGCCCUUGAUAUUACAACAGAGCAAGGAAAGACACUGAAGGAUGCAUAUAAUGAUGUGUAUCGUGGACUUGAGGUGGUGGAGCAUGCUUGUGGAAUGGCAACUCUGCAGAUGGGAGACUUCUCGUCUAAUAUAUCGAAUGGUAUUGAUUCUUAUUGUAUAAGAGAGCCUCUAGGCGUUUGUGCUGGGAUAUGUCCUCACAAUUUUCCAGCAAUGAUUCCAUUGUGGAUGUUUCCUAUAGCAGUUACGUGUGGCAAUACCUUCAUUCUGAAACCUUCAGAGAAAGCUCCAGGGGCUUGUAUGCGACUUGCCGAAUUAGCCAUGGAAGCUGGUUUACCUAAUGGUGUCCUGAAUAUAGUUCAUGGUACUCAUGAUAUGAUUAAUGCCAUAUGUGAUGAUGAAAAUAUAAAAGCAGUAUCUACUGUUGGUUCAGAUGCGGCUGGAAAGUAUAUCCACGAAAGAGCAUGUGGUAAACGUAUUCAAGCCAACAUUGGGGCCAAGAAUUUCACUGUUGUAAUGCCGGAUGCAAACGUGGAUGCCACACUGAAUGCAUUGGUUGCUGCUGGUUUUGGUGCUGCCGGACAAAGGUGUACAGCAAUUAGUACAGCGAUUUUUGUUGGAAGCACAGACUUAUGGGAAAACAAACUGGUGGAGCGAGCCAAGGCCCUUGAAGUGAAUGAGGGUACUGAACCAAGUGCUGAUAUUGGCCCAGUUAUUAGCAAGCUGGCUAAAGAGCGGAUAUCCAGCUUGAUACAAGCAGGAGUUGAUGCUGGUGCCAGACUUGCUUUAGACGGGAGACAAAUUGUGGUUUCAAAAUUUGAACUGGGCAACUUUAUUGGCCCCACAAUUUUAUUUGAUGUCAAAGAGGAUAUGGAACUCUACAAGGUGGAAAUAUUUGGUCCAGUUCUUCUCUGUAUGCAGGUUCCUAGCUUAGAAGAGGGGAUUAAUAUUAUUAAUCGAAAUAAAUAUGGUGUUGGGGCUUCUAUAUUCACAGCAUCUGGUGCUGCUGCAAGGAAAUUCCAGACGGACAUUGAGUCUGGGCAGGUUGGCAUAAAUGUCGCUGUUCCUGCUCCUCUGCCAUUUGUUUCAUUUGCUGGGUCAAAGGCAACUUUUGCAGGGGAUCUUAAUUUUUACGGCAAAGCGGGAGUUCACUUCUAUACUCAAAUUAAAACUGUCACUCAGCAGUGGAAGGAUUUUCUCACUACCAAUGAUGCAUCCCCCAUGCUUAAUUCUGUUGAUCUCCCAAGUUUAUCUCAAACAAUGCAGACUUUUGAUUUCCCUAGCAGUGAUAUAGUAUCUCUGGGGUUACAGUCGGGAGAUUACUCAAAUGUUGAUGGACCAGGGCAUUUCUCGAAUGUUAAUGGAGCAUCUCUGGCCUUAAAUGAGGUAGAUUUUUCUAGCAGUGAUGGAGAAUCGUUGCCGGAAGAACACUCCAAGGAUAUGGUCGGCGAUGGUGGUAUCUCCCCAUCAGUGCCAACGUCUCAUGGAGUAGAUUGGACUCUAAAUUUUUAG
Oldenlandia corymbosa var. corymbosa is the source of this 2809-nucleotide messenger RNA. The record is from the annotation of a GenBank genome assembly. NCBI's taxonomy places the organism in Eukaryota, Viridiplantae, Streptophyta, Magnoliopsida, Gentianales, Rubiaceae.